This is a messenger RNA of Molossus molossus (Pallas's mastiff bat), 1120 nucleotides long. It is a transcript of the gene GJB5, whose product is annotated as gap junction protein beta 5. The record is from RefSeq and is a predicted model, not a curated record. NCBI's taxonomy places the organism in Eukaryota, Metazoa, Chordata, Mammalia, Chiroptera, Molossidae. Gene Ontology annotation, cellular component: connexin complex. The coding region runs from base 151 to 948 and encodes 265 amino acids. Gene Ontology annotation, biological process: cell communication. The transcript is spliced from 2 exons.
CUCUGCCUCAGGAACGGGCUUCCCCAAACACCCUCCCCGGUCUGACAUGAGGUCCAGCCGCCUGCUGAGUCCACUGCUGACUGUCAGGAGCCAGUACCUGGAGAGCCCCGAGGAGCAGCCACUCAGCCGCAGCCGACGCCUGGGUCCACCAUGAACUGGGGGAUCUUUGAGGGGCUCCUAAGUGGGGUCAACAAGUACUCCACAGCCUUCGGGCGCAUAUGGCUGUCUCUGGUCUUCAUCUUCCGAGUGCUGGUGUACCUGGUGACGGCUGAGCGCGUGUGGAGUGACGACCACAAGGAUUUUGACUGCAACACCCUCCAGCCAGGCUGCUCCAACGUCUGCUUCGACGAGUUCUUCCCCGUGUCCCACGUGCGCCUCUGGGCCCUGCAGCUCAUCCUGGUCACGUGCCCCUCGCUCCUCGUGGUCAUGCACGUGGCCUACCGGGAGGCACGGGAGAAAAAGCACCGAGAGGCGGUGGGGGAGAACGGCGGGCGCCUCUACCUGAAUCCCGGCAAGAAGCAGGGUGGACUCUGGUGGACGUAUGUCUGCAGCCUGGUGUUCAAGGCCGGCGUGGACACCGUCUUCCUCUAUGUGUUCCACUCGUUCUAUCCCAAAUACAUCCUCCCUCACGUGGUCAAGUGCCGCGCGGCUCCGUGUCCCAACACGGUGGACUGCUUCAUCUCCAGACCCUCGGAGAAGAACAUCUUCACCCUCUUCAUGGUCGUCACGGCCGCCGUGUGCAUCCUGCUCAACCUCCUGGAGCUGGCGUACCUGGUGAGCAAGCGGUGCCGCGAGUGCUCGGCAGCGCGGAGGGCCAGGGCCGCCAGCGCCUCGUCCUACAAACACGCUGACCUCCUCUCAGGAGACCUCAUUUUUCUGGGCUCAGACACUCACCCUCCUCUCUUACCAGACUGCCCUCGAGACCACGUGAAGAAAACCAUCCUGUGAGGGCCGCUUGCACUGCGCCGUGGGGCUGUCCCGGGAGCAGUCGUCGGGGCGGGAGCUCCUGCCACCUGCCCCAGCUGUGCGUCCCUGGGCCCCUCCGUUUCCUUCUGUGUGAAAUGGAGAUGAUGAGGCCUCGCAGGGUGGUCGCGAUGAGGGGUUUCAUUAGAGAAGAGAU